CGGGUUUUAGCGUAGUUAGCGCCUCGCCAACGGGUUGAUGGGUCCACAACACCGACCCAAGCUCCCACCAGCUCCACGGCCACCGAGCAACCAUAAAAGCAACGAUGACAACCCCGCGCAUCACCUGCAUCGCCAUAAUCGGCAAGAAAAACUCGCCGCUCCACCUCUCGACCUACCCCACGUCCUCCAGCAGACGCGACACGCUCUCGUACCACUUCCUCGUGAACACAACGCUCGAUGUGUUCCAAGCGCGGCAGCCAUCGAAGGCAGGCGGUGACAGUGAUUUCGGUCUUCUCUAUGCCGUCGACGAUACUUGCGCGCUGUAUGGAUGGAUUACGAAUACCGGCGUGAAGUUUGUGGUUGCCGUUGAGACGCCGGUUUCGGAGGGGGUGGAUGCGGAGGGCAUUGGCGUUCGGGAGGGAGAGAUGAAGGGGGUGUUCCGUGCCAUCCAGACGGCGUAUAUCUCACUCGUUUGCAAUCCGUUCUUUGAUAACGACGAGACGCGUCCGAUUGAAAGCCGGAAGUUUCUGGCAGAGGUUAAAAAGAUUGCAGAUGGGUGGAGGCCAGGGGUGCAGGUGCAGGCGUGAGUGCGGGGGCUACGGUGAGCUUGAGGUAUCAAUUGCUUCUUCAUCUUCAGGCCUGUAUAUUGGUAACGGCGU
Molecule: messenger RNA, 659 nt
Organism: Tricharina praecox
Lineage: Eukaryota; Fungi; Ascomycota; Pezizomycetes; Pezizales; Pyronemataceae
Product: Sedlin
Exons: 3
Coding region: 105-587 (160 amino acids)
Biological process (GO): endoplasmic reticulum to Golgi vesicle-mediated transport
Cellular component (GO): nucleus; cytoplasm; TRAPP complex
Source: RefSeq, a predicted model, not a curated record